AUGGGCCAGUGUCUAAGGCACCCCAUGAGCUGGGAGGAAUUGGAGGAAUAUCAGGCGCUGACCUUUCUGACCAGGAAUGAGAUCUUAUGGGCAUCGACUUUUGAGCAUGAACAAUUUGUGGAAGAGCAGACCCAAAUCUUUAUUGUCUACUGGGAAGAAAUUAAAAACUCCAAGACGGAGCGUCUCGAGGAAUCUGAGAGAGAAAUAUCUUCCUGCCCCAAACUAAGGCAGGUUAACCCCUUCAGAGACAGAAUCUGCAGAGUGUUCUCCCACGAUGAUGUCUUCUCAUUUGAGGAUAUUUUGGGAAUGGCUUCUGUAUUUAGUGCCCAAGCCUGCCCCAGCCUGAAAAUUGAGUAUGCCUUCCGUAUCUAUGAUAUUAAUGAGAAUGGCUUCAUUGAUGAGGAUGACCUCCAAAACAUCAUCCAGCGAUUGCUAAACACUACUGAUGUGGGUGACGAGUUACUAAAGAAUCUGAUUCAACAUGUAUGGUAUGACGCUGACCUGGACAAUGACCACAUGCUGUCUUUUGCAGAGUUUGAACAUGCCAUGUCCAAGUCUCCAGACUUCAUGAAUUCCUUUCGGAUUCCUUCUUGGGGCCUCUGA
Gracilinanus agilis (Agile Gracile Mouse Opossum) is the source of this 603-nucleotide messenger RNA. It is a transcript of the gene CIB4, whose product is annotated as calcium and integrin binding family member 4. The coding region runs from base 1 to 603 and encodes 200 amino acids. The record is from RefSeq and is a predicted model, not a curated record. The transcript has 7 exons. Lineage: Eukaryota; Metazoa; Chordata; Mammalia; Didelphimorphia; Didelphidae. Gene Ontology annotation, molecular function: calcium ion binding.